Messenger RNA from Pisolithus orientalis, 882 nucleotides. RefSeq lists its product as uncharacterized. Bases 89 to 658 code for a protein of 189 amino acids. NCBI's taxonomy places the organism in Eukaryota, Fungi, Basidiomycota, Agaricomycetes, Boletales, Pisolithaceae. The record is from RefSeq and is a predicted model, not a curated record. The transcript has a single exon.
CGCGUCACAACCUCGCACGCGCAAGUCGUUCUUAGGCCGCCACAUUUACAUGCAAGAUGCUAUCCAUUGAGCCCAUCAUAUCCCAAUAAUGCGAACCUGGCUGUCCGUGGAAACGCGCUCAACUCAAGGGUCUAUUUGCGUCCGAACCGGGACACCUGCGGCAUGCUCCCACCUCCACCUGCGUAUUAACAGCUACUGUCAGCACCCACGUCGGUCCGUUGUGGUGCACGAGUGUUCAACUGCACACGGCGUUGAGAUGAGUGCCGUGCCGCGCUUUCGUUUACAUAGACAGGUUCGUACCUUAUACAGCCUACAAUACUUGGCAUUGUUGCACUCAUACACGCUUGCUUUGCUACCAUGCAUCGGUGGAAUUGGCAUAGCGAGAGUGACGUCUUGCUUCUGCAUGUCCAUUUGCCCACUCUUCUUUGUGCUAAAACACCCGGACCCCAAAUAUAUACUCAUGGAAGCCAUGGCAAAAUUCCAAUGGGAAACUCCUAGAUCUAGGCAGGUUGGUCUGGUUGCAUCUGACUGUGGGGAUUCAGUGCUGGUCAUGCUGCAGGCUGCUGAGGAAAAUGUAUUGGUUCUCAAACUCCCUGAUUUUCGUUGUUGGAACUCAUACUGGUAUAAACAGACUCAGAGACAGUUAUGGUGGCUCUGAAAAAACUGCUGAAUAUGGGGUACAUUUCCUUCCCAUCCCAUUUAUGUUACAUUGUUUCUGUAUCACUACCUGGCUGCAAAUGAUGCACUGCACUAACUUUUAUAAGCUUCUUAGCAAUGUGGUUCCCUAUAAACCAGGUGAAACUGCUGCUAAUGUUGUAUGUCAUAGGAAAGGUAGCUUAUCUGUGUAUCAGUCAGAUAUCUGCAUGGAAUAGACAACACCUG